This is a messenger RNA of Eriocheir sinensis (Chinese mitten crab), 2102 nucleotides long. It is a transcript of the gene blw, whose product is annotated as ATP synthase subunit alpha, mitochondrial-like. The coding region runs from base 79 to 1734 and encodes 551 amino acids. Gene Ontology annotation, molecular function: proton-transporting ATP synthase activity, rotational mechanism; ADP binding; ATP binding. The transcript has 8 exons. Lineage: Eukaryota; Metazoa; Arthropoda; Malacostraca; Decapoda; Varunidae. The record is from RefSeq and is a predicted model, not a curated record. Gene Ontology annotation, biological process: proton transmembrane transport; proton motive force-driven ATP synthesis.
AAAAUGCUUUAGGUGAGGUGAGGUUCCGCCGGCCGGGCCCAGUUGAUUCCUCCUCCUCCAUCUUGAGGCACAGACGAGAUGGCUCUGCUCUCUGCACGACUCGCCUCCUCCUUGGCCCGCCAGCUGCCCAGGGCCACCCCACAGGUGGCUAAGCUCCUGCCGGCAGCUUCCAUCGUCUCCCGCAAGCUUUCCACCAGCAAUGUCACGGCGGCCACAGCUGAGGUGUCCACCAUCCUUGAGGAGCGCAUCCUUGGUGCUGUUCCCAAGUCUAACCUGGAGGAGACUGGUCGUGUACUGAGCAUCGGUGAUGGUAUCGCCCGUGUCUAUGGCCUCAAGAACAUCCAGGCCGAGGAGAUGGUGGAAUUCUCCUCGGGCCUCAAAGGUAUGGCCCUUAACUUGGAGCCUGACAAUGUUGGUGUUGUGGUGUUCGGUAACGACAAGCUGAUCCGAGAGGGCGACAUCGUGAAGCGUACCGGAGCCAUCGUGGACGUGCCCGUUGGCGAGGCCAUUCUGGGCCGUGUGGUGGACGCUCUGGGCAACACCAUUGAUGGCAAGGGACCCAUCACUGGCGGCAACAGGGCCCGUGUGGGUGUGAAGGCUCCUGGCAUUAUCCCCCGCAUCUCUGUGAGGGAGCCCAUGCAGACCGGCAUCAAGGCCGUCGACUCCCUGGUGCCCAUCGGCCGUGGCCAGCGUGAGCUGAUCAUUGGAGAUCGUCAGACUGGAAAGACCGCCAUUGCCAUUGACACCAUCAUCAACCAGAAGCGUUUCAACGAUGGCGCCGAGGAGAAGAAGAAGCUGUACUGCAUCUACGUUGCCAUCGGCCAGAAGAGGUCCACUGUCGCCCAGAUCGUGAAGAGGCUCACUGACACUGAUGCCAUGAAGUACACCAUUGUCGUGUCAGCCACCGCCUCCGACGCCGCUCCCCUGCAGUACCUCGCCCCCUACGCCGGCUGUGCCAUGGGAGAGUACUUCCGCGACAACGGCAAGCAUGCCCUCAUCAUCUACGACGAUCUGUCCAAGCAGGCUGUUGCCUACCGUCAGAUGUCCCUGCUGCUGCGUCGUCCCCCUGGCCGUGAGGCUUACCCUGGUGAUGUGUUCUACCUCCACUCCCGUCUCCUGGAACGUGCCGCCAAGAUGAACGACACCAACGGCGGUGGCUCCCUCACUGCCCUGCCCGUCAUUGAGACCCAGGCCGGUGAUGUGUCCGCCUACAUCCCCACAAAUGUCAUCUCCAUCACCGACGGACAGAUCUUCUUGGAGACUGAGCUCUUCUACAAGGGUAUCCGCCCUGCCAUCAACGUGGGUCUGUCUGUGUCCCGUGUAGGCUCCGCUGCCCAGACCAAGGCCAUGAAGCAGGUUGCCGGGUCCAUGAAGCUGGAGUUGGCCCAGUACCGUGAGGUGGCCGCCUUCGCACAGUUCGGCUCUGACCUCGAUGCCUCCACCCAGCAGCUGCUGAACCGUGGUGUGCGUCUGACUGAGCUCCUCAAGCAGGGACAGUACGUGCCCAUGGCCAUCGAGGAGCAGGUAGCCGUCAUUUACUGUGGCGUGCGAGGCCACCUGGACAAACUGGACCCCUCCAAGAUCACCAAGUUCGAGCAGGAGUUCAUGGCCAUGAUCAAGACCAGCCACCAGGACAUCCUCACCACCAUCGCCAAGGAGGGCCACAUCACCCCGGAGACUGAUGCCAAGCUGAAGAAGAUCGUCACAGACUUCAUCGCCACCUUCCAGGGUUAAGAUUAUUUAUUGAGCGUGUCUGUUGAAAACUCACCGGCAGGAGAUCCACAUAUUCCCUCACGCUGAGAGAAUGGACUUGUUGAUAUUUUUGUUUCCACGCCUUGUCUGGAAGUGCUUCGUACAGGGGAAUGUCUAGAUUUCCUGAUGUAUAUAUAAGCCAAUGGCAAUAUGUCAGAGGAUUCUUAGCUCUGAACACCUUCCCUUCUCUCCCUUAACAUUUCCAUAUUUUUUAAUUAUUAUGGAGGUAGCCCGCCACCUUGUAUAUAGAAAAUAUUAUUGUCCCAGAAUUCUAUUGAUGAGUUUAAAAGGCAAAUAAGGAAAAAAAUAUGUGUAGAGGUUCUCCAUAAUAAAUAAAGGGACCUUUUUUA